Molecule: messenger RNA, 1231 nt
Organism: Clarias gariepinus (North African catfish)
Lineage: Eukaryota; Metazoa; Chordata; Actinopteri; Siluriformes; Clariidae
Gene: txn2
Product: thioredoxin 2
Exons: 4
Coding region: 93-602 (169 amino acids)
Biological process (GO): cell redox homeostasis
Cellular component (GO): mitochondrion
Molecular function (GO): protein-disulfide reductase activity
Source: RefSeq, a predicted model, not a curated record
CGGAGUCUGACGUCACACCACGAACCGGAAGUAUUUCCCUCUGCAGUUGGUCCGUGUGACCAGAGUCAAUAUUGGAACAGCGCAAUACUACGAUGGCUACUCGGCUGCUCAUGAGGAGAGUCUGGAACGUCGCUGUGAAAGAUUUCCGCCGCCUUCCUGCCCCCACCGCCGCCUCGCUCUCCUCCUCGUCACGCUCCUCCUCCCUGAACACCUCGGUCCACAGGCAGUCCUUCCUUUCUCCUUCUCGCCCUCUCUCUCUGUCCUCACACAGGUGUGUCUCCUUCAACGUGCAGGACCAGGACGACUUUACUAAGAGGGUCAUCAACAGCGACCUUCCCGUUCUGGUGGACUUCUACGCACAAUGGUGUGGUCCCUGUAAGAUCCUGGGCCCAAGGCUGGAGAAGGCCAUUGCUAAGCAGGAGGGUCGAAUCGCCAUGGCCAAGGUGGACAUUGACGAGCACACUGACCUCGCCAUAGAAUACGGGGUGUCCGCGGUUCCCACGGUGAUAGCCAUGCGCGGCGGUGACAUCAUCGACCAGUUUGUCGGGAUUAAAGAUGAAGACCAGCUGGAUUCAUUUGUUAGCAAUCUUAUUGGACAAUGAGCCUGUCAGUCAAAGCGUCAAGCCCAACCCUCUUUACAGUUUAGAUUACAACUCUGGAAAGCCACAUAAUCAUUUUAUAUAACAAACACACAGACCAGGCUAAUCCACGUUUUACCUGGCAACCACCACAUUGUACACAUAAGAUUAUUAUUAUUUUUUUUAGUAUAUGUGGGCAUGUAUCUGUCUGUUUACCUUUUGUUCUUUACUCACCCUUCUUUGCUGCUGACAAUAGUGAACCGCUACACAUUUUGUAGAAUUUUGUUAAAAGGAAAACUUUCAUAAGAAGGACCUUUGAUGUUGUCACAGCUGCUUCAGUUCUCCCUGCUGUUCCUGCUGUCCUCCACCCGAGGGCAUGCUUCUCCACACAAGACCACACAAGAAUGUCAUGUCUAUAUCUUUAAUUUAUCUCAGACAUCCAGUAUAAGGUCACGCCCGUCUAACGAAUGCAGUUAUAAACAUAUACAGCAGUGCUGAUCCUUGAUCAAUAUUCUCACUCAGAGAGAGCUAAAGAAAUAAAUACGAGCUUGUGUGUAUGUGUGACACCGUUUGUGUUCCAACUGUGUGCCUGUUUUGACUGUGAAAUCAAAUGUUAAUGUGGGAAUAAAGCAGAUGUUCUGUACGAUGUUCUA